CUAAAAUAAUCAGCUGACAGAAGGAAGGAAUGCACGCGUCUGGGAAUGUAAAACAAAGUGUCGGAGGCAGAGGCCGUAGAAGAACGUGAGAUCCAGGGGUUGAGACACGCAGGAGGAAGUGCUGUGCGUUCACAAAUGUAGAAGUGAAACAUGUGGCGACGCCGAGCGGUGACGACGGCGAGGUGGAUGAGUAACGACGAAAGAAUGAGAAACAUUUGCUGCCGAUGCGUGUGGCGACAGAUACGAGAGAGCGCACACGGGAGUCACAUGACCGCCUCGUUUGAACCGACAACAACAACUGUCAACUAUCACCGUCGUUAUGUUCAGGUUUAGGCUCUUGUUUUUUGCUGAUUUUUCUACUCACCCCUCAAACUGCUCCAGUAGGGGGCAGUAUUCUGCAAAGAAGCUACGUUGUGGUUGUAAGCUGGACUAGCUUAGCUUGGCUGACCACUAGAGGGGGUGUACAGCUCCACAGAGCAGCGGAACUCACUUUAGCAGUGCUGUCAAACUAACUGUGUUUGUGUUUCAUCAGCAGGGCUUUCAGCUGCAUUCACAGCACCACCUGCAGGGCAGGAGGCUGAGCUACAUGCUCUCCGUGACCACAGAGUUGCACCGAUAAACGUCUCACACUCAGCACAGCAGUGAGGAGGGGGUGGAGGAAGUGCUCCAACAAUCUGGAGGAAGUGUGGUGACAGACAGGACCGUGUGACCGAACCGACGUAAAACCACGUACGGACGGAACCACUUCUUGUUUUCCUGCCUCCGCAGCAAAGAAACCGACAAAAGAAAAAGCUGAAAAGUGACGCCUACAGACGGAUUCAUGUCCUACAGCGACACCAUCAGCUCCGCUCUCAUUGGCCGUCGCGCCUCGGUCUCAGCCAAUAGGAGGCGGCUUGGGGCGGAUACCACCGCAGCCUCAGGUUGGCAGUGGCGGAGGAGCAGACGGAGGAGCCUCACUUUGCCGCUCCUACUGGUGAAGGAGAAGCAGCGGAGAAACAGUCCUCAGCCUGCCGCGCCCUUUCCUGCUCCUUCCCGGGACACUCGGCUCAGGUACAGCCUACAGUCCUCCUACCACAACCGGAAGAAAGGAGUGAGUCCGUCACGGACAGGUGGCUGAAACUUUUUUUGGGGAAAAAAAACCAACCCCCAAAUCAUCAGUCAUGGAGGCGCGGUGAAGGAGCUUCAACGCUGGUUUUUACACUUUCUGUUCUUGUGGAGGUUGUUUUUUUUUGGCUCCACCUCGUGAACGGAGGGCGUUGAAAGUUUGACCUCAGGUGAAACGACGGAGUGAGUUUUUCUUUCCCUCCAAACUCUGGAAUUACCUGAAGAACGAGUCCACUGACGCACACACCGGGGCAGGCUGAGGAGACAUAAAUCCGGCUGAUGGCAUGCUGAUCUCCACGCCGCCUGCAGGGGGGAGUGUGCAUGGUGCCCUAAUCCUUUUCCACAGUUCACCGUCUGCAGCGCCCUCUAGAGUCACAGAUCCUCUCUGAUUGCACACCUCCGCACCUCGUCUCAACAUGGAUACGCACACGGACGACGAGGAGGGAUGCUACUACAACCGCACCGUCAAGUUCUUCUACGAGAAGAGCGGCAAGAACAUCACCGACCACUGGCGCACGCGUGACUACGCCAUCGUCAGUUUGGGGAUGACCGUCUGCUUCAUCGUCAUCUUUUCAAACCUUUUGGUCAUCGCGGCUAUUUUUAAGAACAAACGCUUUCACUUCCCCAUCUACUACCUGUUGGGUAACCUGGCCUGUGCCGACCUCUUCUCAGGUAUCUCCUACCUCCACCUGAUGUUUCACACUGGUCCCUGGACCAUCAAACUCUCCAAGUACCAGUGGUUCGUCCGCCAGGGUCUGAUAGACACCAGUCUGACGGCCUCCGUCCUCAACCUCCUGGCUGUGGCCGUGGAACGCCACCAGACCAUCUUCAACAUGCAGCUGCACAGCAAGAUGAGCACCCGCCGCGUCUUCAUCAUCAUCGUCUUCAUCUGGCUGCUGGCCGUAAUCAUGGGUCUGGUGCCCACCAUGGGCUGGCACUGCCUGUGCGACCUGCCCAGCUGUUCCACCAUGGCCCCGAUGUACAGCCGCAACUACCUGGUGUUCUGGGGCGUCCUCAACCUUCUCACCUUCUCCAUCAUGGUCGGCAUCUACACCCGCAUCUUCAUCUACGUCAGGCGUAAGAGCAAGCAGAUGUCGCAGCACACGUCGCAGAUGAGACUGAAGGAGACGGUGUUAAAUCUGAUGAAGACCGUCUUCACCAUCCUGGGCUGUUUCGUGAUCUGCUGGACGCCGGGUCUGGUCGUUCUGCUGCUGGACGGCCUCGGCUGCGAAAAGUGCCAAGUGCUGCGCUACGAGAAGUACUGCCUGGUGCUGGCCGAGUGCAACUCCUUCGUCAACCCCAUCAUCUACUGUUUCAGAGACAAGGACAUGAGGAGGACCUUCAAGCAGAUCCUGUGCUGCGUCUUCAGACGCGGCGGCGGCGGCAGCAGCGACGGCGCCUCCGCCCACUUUACCACUCUGGAUCAAGAGAAUCAUAAAUCCCGUAGGUCCGCUCCGGCAGAGAGGAGCAACGGGAGGCCUCUCAUCUGUGACGGCGCUGAAGACGCGCACGCCAACUCCGACAACUGGAAUUAAACAUGGACCUCAGAGUUGAUGGAGAGAUAAGGAACACACACACACACACACACACACACAGACACACAGACACUGACGGUGGGCCGUGUCUGAGGACGCACACGUAAACAAACCUGAACGUCUGUUUCCUCUCAACACGGCGGCCGCUGCGACCACAAACCGUUUCUCCUCUGAGCGCAUCUUUAUCGGCGCUGACCGUGAACCACGGCGUGAAGCUGCUCUGGUCGACGGGAAGAGGAAAAGUGAUGAGUGUUUGUGCUGUGUGGCGUCUGAUAAAAUCAGAGACACAGUGGACGUGGUGUCUCCCAGUGUUGACAGGAGUGUUUCCUGUUUAGACGUAAACAGCUGUCAGCGGUGGAAGAGGCCACGCCCCCCCUCCCCCCUCUCCCCCCCGAGGAACACACGCGAGAGAUGUGAUAGACAAGGCCGUCACUGGUUAGAGUUCAUUAGUUAACCAACUAGUUGACUUAACUAACCAGAAGGAGAUGAGUCCAAAAUGAUGUUGGUAACAAGAAACAAAACAGGGUUAGGGUUAGUUAGGUUAGUUAAUGAGUUAAAGUCUUAAUCAGAUUCAGCUUUUACUCAGUUAAAAAAUAAAAAAAUGUCGCCAUAGUUACGACAGUCCCACCUCCCUGGGAAAUAUAAAGGGUUUUCCUUUUGCAUUUUUACAUUUCAAAAUUAAUGAAUUAAUUAAUUUCACAUUUCUAAUUAAUGUCAUAAAGAACUCCCCUUAAACCCCCCACACUGUCUCCUCGCCCCCCCCUUUCCCCCCCACUGUCUCCUCGCCCCCCUGUAAAAAACGUGGUUCAGUCCACACGGUUCCUGGUACUGUUUUCUUUCACAAUGCAUUUGUUCAGAAACUAGAAGUUAGUCCUUUAAAGAUUUAAACAACUAUAUAUAUAUUCACAUAUAUAUGUAUAUAUGUGUGUCCAUAUAUAUGUAUAUAUGUUUAUAUAUGUAUUUAGUUAGUUGGAUUUUACCUUUAUUUUUAAGUUCGCUAAACCCGUUUUGAACAGAUGCCCAGUCUGUCAGUGAGCUCACGAUGAUGCAACAUGUCGUUUAUUGUCGUUUAUUGUCGAUUAUUGUCGUUUAUUGUCGUUUAUUGUCUUUAACUUUAACUUUCAAACUGACUUGAAAGUAACUUGAACCUGAACUUCGUGAAAUCCUGGGCUGUUAACGUUGUGUGUGUUUGCGUCAUGUAGAGCGCCCCCCCCGUGUCCUUGAGCUAAAAUGACACCAAUACUGUCCCCGGUGGCUUUUUGAUGUAAAUCUUUAUUUAACUCCUUGUUCUUAAUGUACAGUUCAUCAUUAUAUUGCACUUAACAACUGUAAAAAACGGAGGUUUUACCAAAAAAAUAUUUUAUUUAAAUUGAGUCCAAAGCCGGGGUAGGCAGACUUUCAUCGUGGGCUUUUUCAAAACGUUUUACACAAUUUCUUUUAGCCAUUGUUUUUAGCCUUCAUUCUAGAUCUAGUUUGACCAGAGCGUGUCAAGAGUAAAAAUAUGUGAAAAAUGAGUAUUUACAGCCUUCAGAAACAUAGUAAACACAGAUAGUGUUUACUAUUCGUGUUGGGCUGGAAAAAAAAAGAAAGAAUUGAAACUAAUCCUCUAACAUUAGACUUAAGAAGGUUGAUUAGUCACAGGAUGUUGUAGAAAACCGGCUCUUCCUAUUGGCCGACCCACAUGCAGCGGUGAAGUUAAUAUGAAACACGGUCUGAGGGCUUCAGCUCCACAGGAAACCUGGUUACCCCGGCUUUACUCAAAUACCCCACAGUGAUGUAAAGCUGUGGGUUUGGUUUAGCAUGUUGCAGCUUUUGAAUGUCACGUCUGCGUUCAGUGCAGAAUAUCUGUGGUCGCGAUGUCGCUCGUAUGCUAACUGUGUGACACGGUCGACGCUGCAUAACCUCGGCUCAGUGACAUCAUUAAAAAGUUUGAAAUUC
Messenger RNA from Cynoglossus semilaevis (tongue sole), 4577 nucleotides. It is a transcript of the gene lpar2b, whose product is annotated as lysophosphatidic acid receptor 2b. Gene Ontology annotation, biological process: G protein-coupled receptor signaling pathway. The record is from RefSeq and is a predicted model, not a curated record. Gene Ontology annotation, molecular function: lysophosphatidic acid receptor activity. Lineage: Eukaryota; Metazoa; Chordata; Actinopteri; Pleuronectiformes; Cynoglossidae. The coding region runs from base 1521 to 2639 and encodes 372 amino acids. The transcript has 9 exons. Gene Ontology annotation, cellular component: membrane.